Messenger RNA from Dunckerocampus dactyliophorus (ringed pipefish), 1531 nucleotides. RefSeq names its product growth differentiation factor 9 (gene gdf9). The transcript has 2 exons. Gene Ontology annotation, molecular function: cytokine activity; growth factor activity. Gene Ontology annotation, biological process: BMP signaling pathway; SMAD protein signal transduction. NCBI's taxonomy places the organism in Eukaryota, Metazoa, Chordata, Actinopteri, Syngnathiformes, Syngnathidae. The record is from RefSeq and is a predicted model, not a curated record. The coding region runs from base 28 to 1296 and encodes 422 amino acids. Gene Ontology annotation, cellular component: extracellular region.
UCUGUUUUGGAUGAAUAAAAUAAUCAAAUGUUUAUAUCAGUUGUUAUUAGUUGUUUUCGCGCUGUCAUGUUCCUGCUGCUGGUCAGUAGUAGCUGCCCGCCGCCGCUUCGAUGCUCUGCUGGCCACACGGACGCGCUGCACGCUAUUAGCGAGUUGAGUCAGUACACACCUGACAGCAUCUUCUCCCCGCUGCUCAAAGCUCUGUCCGAGCACGGCGGCGCCGGGUGGAACCCGACUUCCAGGAAAAAGGUCAAACCUGAGCACAAGUACAUCAAGUAUUUGACGGAUGUUUACAAGAGAACGUCCAGAGCUCACAGGAGUUUAGACUGGGGUGCGCACUACAACGUCGUCAGACUGAUCAAGCCACAGGAGCAAUGUCUUGCAAAAAGCAGUAAAGAGACGUACAAACUGGACCUGUUCUACAGCCUCAGUCAAGUUAGAGAAAAGGAGCAGCUUGUGAAGGCGACCUUGCUAUACAAUUCAGACCGUGUCAACUCUGUGUGCUACCUGAGCAUCAAGGAGCAGGAGCACUCAAACAAGUGUCCGCUGUGUGCUGGCAUCCACCAAGCUGUGAACUUCACCGCCAGUGCAGACGACUCAGGAAGAGGACACUGGGUGGAGGUCGACGUCACUUUACUUCUUUGGCCUCUCUCCAAAUCCCUAAAGCAGAACGUACAACUGCUCGUCAAUGUUGUCUGCCCUGAAGAGCAACAAGCUGUGGAUACUGGCCAUAAAGGUCCUUUGGAGUUUACAGUGGGCCCCCCUCCUCUGUUGCUUUAUCUCCACGACGACAGCAAAGUGUCUCGGCCGGCGUUACCAUCCACUGCUGCAAAGACACUUGGCAAGCAGAUGCUUUUCAAGGCCACUCAAAUUGUCCGAGCCAAGAGGCGGCAGAAAAGGGAGUCUGUAAAGAGCAAAAGAGGCGAUACCAGCUUGGACAUCCACUUGCCAGAGCUUCUUCCGAGCUCUGAAUUCUCCACAAAUUAUUGUGACUUGUAUGAUUUCAGAGUGCGGUUUAGCCAGCUCAAGCUAGAUCACUGGAUCGUUUUUCCACCCAAAUAUAACCCCAGGUACUGUCGAGGCAUUUGCCCGAGGACCAUUGGCUUCAUCUAUGGUUCCCCUGUCCACACCAUGGUGCAAAACAUCAUAUAUGAGAAGCUCGACUCGUCCGUGCCAAGGCCCUCGUGUAUUCCCUCUCAUUACAGCCCACUAAGUGUCAUGAUCUUUGAAGAGGACGGCUCCUACGUGUACAAGGAGUUUGAAGACAUGAUUGCGACUCGGUGCACCUGUCGCUAAACCAGCAACCGAAUCGCCCCCACCCUCCCCGAACACUUUGGAGAAAAUAUUACCAUAAAGCUUUGGUGUGCUAUUAACACAUAAGAUGUUCUGACCAGGCUCGGUGAUUUCAUCAAGUUCUAAAAUCAUUGCGCAUAUAAGAUGUUUGCUCUGGAGCAGGUGUGUUUACUUAAACAAUGUAUUUUAACAUUGUGGAAAGUAAAGAAAAAGAAAAAUAAUGGUUAUUUCAUUUCUG